Messenger RNA from Hymenoscyphus albidus, 450 nucleotides. The record is from the annotation of a GenBank genome assembly. Lineage: Eukaryota; Fungi; Ascomycota; Leotiomycetes; Helotiales; Helotiaceae.
AUGGCACAAACAGUAAGAAUGAUAUACCAUACAUUUCAAAGACAUCCAACUAACAUGAUUUCAGAUUCUUCCCCAGAAGUCUAGCCUCAAGAACGACGAACAUCCUUGACCUCGACGGAUCAUCCUCAACAUCAAGCAAAAACAGUAAGUCCACCUUAAUCCCGGAAAACACGUAGAACAAUCAGCUAACCUGAUUCCAGAUUUCUCCACAUAUGGCCCAACCAAAAAACCACACACUCUCUCUAGCCACAAGGCUUUCCACGCUCAGUCUUCAUGAAGACGCCUAGGCCAACCACACAUACUCCUCAAAACCACCAGAAUGGCAUCACUGCUCUUCUACUGGCAUCUAGGUUAGCAAAACAAAACAAAACAAAAACGACUCAGUCACAAACAACUCUACAGCCACAAGGCAUUCUUCUGUGCACAGUCUCCACAAAGACGCCUAGGUAA